Clarias gariepinus (North African catfish) is the source of this 768-nucleotide messenger RNA. Its product is annotated as complement C1q-like protein 3. Bases 50 to 655 code for a protein of 201 amino acids. Gene Ontology annotation, molecular function: protein binding. The transcript has 4 exons. NCBI's taxonomy places the organism in Eukaryota, Metazoa, Chordata, Actinopteri, Siluriformes, Clariidae. The record is from RefSeq and is a predicted model, not a curated record.
CUCAGUGGUUGUUUUUCUGCUAAUGGCGGUGUAAAGCAGUGCGCAGGAAAUGGAACAUAAGGGAGACUGUCAGCCUUCAUGUGGAGAGCUGAAGCACCUCAGAGAGCUGGUGUACCAACAGGCAGCCGCUUUAUCUGAGAUCAAGACCAAGAUGGUGUACAUGGAAAAGAAGAACGCAGCUCAAGCAGCCGAGCUGUUGGCGGUGAAGAGCGAGCUGGAGAGCUUGAAGAAACCUAAGCCUGAACGUCCGAAGGUGGCGUUUAGCGCUGGAUUACCUGCAGGACAGUUAGGACCGUUUAACACUGAAACCACUCUGGUCUACAGUAAAGUCGUCACCAACAUCGGAGGAGCUUUUAACCCACACACAGGCAUGUUCACAGCCCCGGUUAGAGGUGUGUACUACAUCCGCUUCACAGGUGCCGCCUACAACACUGACUCCAAUAACAUGGGCAUUAACCUUUACAAAAACAACAACAUGCUCUUGCACCUGGGCGAAGGCGCCAAAGACGGUCAUCUCAGACACGUGUCCAGCGGCCUGGUGCUCGAGCUGCAGCCUGGAGACGUUGUGUAUCUCCGCCUCUUUGCCGACUACGCCCUCUACGAUGACCAGCUGCUGCGCAACACCUUCAGCGGCUUCCUUCUUUACCCUUCCUGAUUAACCUCUAAUGCAAUGAGUUUAUCUGCACUCUAGUGUAAUUCUGUUAAAUACUUUCAAUUCAUUAUGUUACAAGCGAUAAUGUUUAGACCGAAGGAGUGACACAUCACAUG